Molecule: messenger RNA, 976 nt
Organism: Paralichthys olivaceus (Japanese flounder)
Lineage: Eukaryota; Metazoa; Chordata; Actinopteri; Pleuronectiformes; Paralichthyidae
Source: RefSeq, a predicted model, not a curated record
CAUCUCUACCAGUUUGCCAGGCUCUAAGGCCGUUUGUCCUGCUCCCAUUUGCCUCCCCCUCUCUUCUAAUUGUGUGAGGUUGCAGAAACCCCAGUAAACAACUGCUAAAAUGGAGGCCAUCAAAAAGAAGAUGCUUAUGCUAAAGUUGGACAAAGAGAAUGCACUGGACCAGGCAGAACAAGCUGAAGCAGACAAGAAAGCAGCUGAAGAUAGAAGCAAACAGCAUGAAGACGAAAUUCUGCAAAUGCAAAAGAAGCUGAAGGGGACGGAGGACGAGCUUGACAAAUAUUCCGAGGCCCUGAAGGAUGCUCAGGAGAAGCUUGAGGUUGCUGAUAAGAAGGCCGCUGAUGCUGAAGCAGAAGUGGCUUCCUUGAACAGACGUAUCCAACUGGUGGAGGAAGAGUUGGAUCGAGCUCAGGAGAGACUGGCAACGGCUCUGCAGAAGCUGGAGGAGGCUGAGAAGGCUGCUGAUGAGAGCGAGAGAGGCAUGAAGGUGAUUGAGAACAGGGCUUUGAAAGAUGAAGAGAAAAUGGAGCUCCAGGAGAUUCAGCUGAAGGAGGCUAAACACAUUGCAGAAGAGGCUGACCGCAAGUAUGAGGAGGUUGCUCGUAAGCUGGUGAUUGUAGAAGGAGAGCUGGAGCGUACAGAGGAGAGGGCAGAGCUGGCUGAGGCGUUGCAGAGAUGUAAAUGUGUGCUUAAUAUAGAAAUUGAUAUGGAGACUCAUAGAUUUGGAUGUAAAUACUGUUGUGUCUCACCACAGUACUCUCAAAAGGAGGACAAAUAUGAGGAAGAGAUAAAGAUCCUGACUGACAAGCUGAAAGAGGCUGAGACCCGAGCUGAGUUUGCUGAGAGAUCUGUGGCCAAGCUGGAGAAGACUAUUGAUGAUUUGGAAGAUGAGCUUUAUGCGCAGAAGCUAAAGUACAAAGCCAUCAGUGAGGAACUGGACCACGCCCUCAAUGACAUGACCUCUAUGUAA